Messenger RNA from Cryptococcus deneoformans JEC21, 2904 nucleotides. Its product is annotated as transporter, putative. Gene Ontology annotation, cellular component: membrane. Gene Ontology annotation, biological process: transmembrane transport. The record is from RefSeq and is a predicted model, not a curated record. NCBI's taxonomy places the organism in Eukaryota, Fungi, Basidiomycota, Tremellomycetes, Tremellales, Cryptococcaceae. The transcript is spliced from 16 exons. Gene Ontology annotation, molecular function: transmembrane transporter activity. The coding region runs from base 485 to 2119 and encodes 544 amino acids.
GGACGCCACUUUUUCACAAAUUAAAAAGAAGAUAAAUAACCGGUGGGUGCAAAUCACAUCAUUGCUCGCGACGGUGCCUGGGUCGUCAACAACAACUCGCCGCCUAUCAUGGAAAUUACAAUGCUCAUGGUGAUCAUCAUCUGCAACGGUCAUUUACAUGUGAAAGGCAAGUUCGCGAUAGGAUAUGCCAAUUUAUGCCCUGGCAUUCAAUUUUAUGUCUUGACGUGACUUGCAGAUUCAAAAGAGAAGAUGCCAAUUCAUACACUCUCACUUAAUUCACCGUCGAUGCGCAUAUUGGUCAUUAAAAACACUGAGCGCCUCAUCGAAUACAAAUCGUGCCAUUAAGCGUGCUUUGGAAGAGGGCUCCUCUUUUUAUGGGUCUUGGCACUGAAGCGACUGUAAGGAGUAGAUCGUACAAAAGCAUUAGUCUUAUCUUUCGAGUUUCGACAUCCUCGACGAAUCCAACGAAGUCCAAAUCACUUUCAUGUCCUCCGCCGUACCUGUUGUAGCAGACACUCACGCUGUCACUAAUCCUCGACCUGUCGAUCAACCAGGUUCUCCUAUCAAAGAUGACAUUGAGGACAAGGGUGAACUUUCUUAUUCAGACAUCAACGAUUCUGUCGAGACUCUCGACGCCAAAUGGUAUGAGCCUCCAGACUCCUACGAGUCUAAGCAUCGAUGGGAUCCAGAAGCCAAAUGGACACCAAAGGAGGAGACCAAGUUGAGAAGGAAACUGGACAUUCGUGUGGCUGCUUUUGCUUGUCUUUGUUUCGCAGCUCUUCAAUUGGAUCGUGGAAAUAUUACCAAUGCGCUUUCGGAUGGAAUGCUCGCGGACAUUGGCCUCACUACCGCAGGAUAUAAUACUGGGAUGACCAUCUUCUAUGUUUGCUUCUUGUCCGCCGAACUCCCAUCACAGAUGAUAUCGAAGAAGCUUGGCAGUGAUGUCUGGAUCCCCAUCCAAAUGAUGGCUUGGUCUGUUGUCGCUAUCUGUCAGGUGGCUAUCAAGGGAAAGUCUUCCUUUUAUGCUACCCGAGCUCUCCUCGGUUUGCUCGAAGGUGGAUUUGUUGCUGAUACAGUCCUCUACUAUUACACUUCCGCUGAACUCACCAUUCGACUUUCUUGGUUCUGGGUUUCAAUGACUACUACCACUAUCAUCGGCUCUCUCUUGGCCACUGCUAUUCUUAAGAUGCGAGGCCUUCACGGACUUGCUGGGUGGAGGUGGCUCUUCGCCAUCGAAGGUGCCCUUACCUUCCUCAUCGGAUUUUGGGCUUGGUGGUAUCUACCCGCCUCACCUACUCAAACCAAAAAGUGGUGGAGGCCCAACGGAUGGUUCACCGAUCGAGAGGAGACCAUCAUUGUCAAUAAGGUCCUCCGAGACGACCACACCAAGUCUUCUAUGCACAACCGUGAAGGCUUGUCCCUUAAAGAUGUUUGGCGCUCUGUGUCAGACUUUGACAUGUGGCCUCUCUAUGCUAUCGGUUUGAUUGCCUUCAUUGUCCCUACCACUAUCAGCGCAUACUUUACUCUUACACUUAAGGCUUUGGACUUCACUACCUUCCAGACCAACUUGCUCACUAUCCCUAGUAACGUCUUGUUUAUCCUUAUGAACCUUGGUGUUUCCUUCUUGUCCAAGAGGCUCAAGGAGCGCCUUAUGGUCACGACUGUACAGCCUUUCUGGCAUCUGACCUUCCUGAUCGUCAUUGUCGCUCUCCCUGACGAUGCUAAUCGAUGGGUGAAAUGGGUCGUUACCAGUCUGCUUCUGGGUUUCCCUUACUGUCAUCCUAUUUUGGUCUCCAUGAACAGCAUGAACGCCGGGUCCGUGCGAACACGUACUGUUGCCAGUUCCGUAUACAACAUGUUUGUCCAAGCCUCAGCACUUAUUGCUUCCAAUGUCUAUCAACCUUCCGACGCACCCUACUACCACAAGGGUAACCGAGUCCUCAUCGGUAUCAGUGUCGCCUCCAUUGUCAUAUGCUGGCUUGCCAAGGCCUGGUACAUCUGGCGUAACAAGCAGCGCGCCAAGAUCUGGGACUCUUGGACCGUCCAACAGAAGGAGGAAUAUCUCGCGACCACCAAGGACAGUGGUAACAAGAGACUGGACUUCCGUUUCUUGCACUAGGUUUUUUUUCCCACUCAUCAACACACCAUUUUCUCCUUCGGCUGUACUUUUAUUUCCUGUCUUGGUUCAUUUCCUUUACUUACGGAAGUGUAUUGGUUUUUAGCGAAUCGUCUGAUUAUAGAAUGUUGUCACCCAACUAGAAUAUAGAUACAAAAGUUUAUCGCGUUCUGUAAUCCGUUGAUAGUGCUAUCUUAAUAAUGCAAUAGGGUAUUGAUACUAUCAGCGAAUCUCGAUGCCGACGAGAAGGUGCAAAAAGAAAAAGACUGUUUUUAAUAAUGGGGGAGACCAAUGAUUCGUUGUUACUAUGCAACCGGUUCAUUGAUCGUCAGCUUGAUCAAUUUUGAGUGUUCCAAAGUCCCUGAUUCAAGAAAGAUAUGGCGAGAGAUGUAUCAAACAAGGCAAUGGAGCUCGGGUGGUAAUGACAAGGAAUAAGAAGACGUGGGAUCAAGAAUCAAUGACUACAGACGAAGUGGGUAAUUUAAGGGUAUAGAGGAAGGAAAGGGUGUAGGAGGAGGACGACAAAAAGGAGGACGAGAGGAAGGCGGGGAAGAAGAAGUUUGAGGCGCCAACAAGGAGAGAGCGAGAGAUGGAAGAGGAGGAGAGACAAGAGAAGAAGGAGGACCGUGCAGGGAGCCUUAGGGAGAGAUAAGGCCCGAGCAGAGGAUGCAGGGUACGUAAAUGUGAUAAAGAUGAGUCAGCCCGUAGAGUUGGAAAAGAUAGUAUAAAAAAGGAGGCGUAGUCCUUCGACGAGUAGAUAAAAUGCAUAGCCCAAGCAGCUUAAUCGU